AUGUUCACCAGCAAAGGCCUCUUCAAGCACAUCAUCUGCCCCAAUGGCGCUGCAUGCCGCAUGCCCAACUGCAUGUUCGGACACGAGUUUCCCGGCACCACUGCAACAAGCGAGUUGCGCCAGGUCAGCCAUGCACCCCAGCCCCCACCCACCGAGGUAGGCCACGAACAGAAGCGCCGCAAACUGGACGAUGGCACCAAGGCUCCAGAAACGGAGAGAAAGGCCUUCACCGGGGGUUUGGUUCCGGGCAGGACAGCUGCCAGCGCCAAGGCUGGAGCUACCAAAAGCCACCCCCAGAGCACAAUCGCCAGCCCAGCAAAUCACUUGCAGUCAGCUAAACGGCCCGUGUCGCCCCCUCCAAAAGCCGCUUUGACGGGGCAGAAAGCGAAGCCCGGCUCUGCUGCGAAUCAGACCAUGUCAGCUGCAGCAAAAAAGCCUCUGGAGGUAAAGAAGGAGACUUUGAAUCCGCGUCGUGUGGCCAUGGAACCUGAAAAGUGGGGCAUUCGUACAGCUCUUCUGGAGAAGCUUCACGAGAUGAUGUUGCCGCUGAACAAACAAGCUGGUGAAAGCUCGGAUCCUGAACUCAAGGCGUUGCACUUGGAUGACACUUCACUGAUCAAAGCAGCUCUGGAUGAAGAAGAAGGGCUUGCGCAAACCCAAGGCAAGGUCUACAAGAACAUGAUCAAGCUCCGGAUCAUGGCAUACAAGAAGAUGAAGAUUGAAGAGUGGAAGCAGCAUCGACUUGCGGCGACGAAGAGCGCUGCUCCUGAAAAGACGGAGCCCAAGGUCGUUGACACGGGACUUAGUCCAGAACAAGAAACCAUGUUCCUUCAACGUCUCAUCGCAAACCAGGUAGGUCUGGACAAGCACGGCUAUGUUACCGCAGUCCCUACCGAUGCAGAGAUCGAACAGGCUAGGCUCGGUGUCGAGAUGAGUGCAAAUUACGAAGUAUGCGACCGCUGCAGGACCCGCUUCCAAGUAUUUCCUGAGCGUCGUGUCGAGGAUGGUGCCCUCACGACGGGUAGCCACUGCACAUUCCACUGGGGCAAAACCUUCCGCCCCCAGUACAAGAGGACUGAGGCAAUCACUGGUCGAGCAGAUAUGCGCUACACCUGCUGUCAGGAGACCACAGGUAGCCCAGGCUGUUCGACUCUGGACACUCAUGUCUUCAAGAUAUCCGAGACGAAGAGGCUGGCACUCGUCUUGCCUUUCAUUGCAACCCCGCCCAAUCCGAAUGCGAUCAAAGGUAAAGCGAUAUGCUUCGACUGCGAAAUGGGCUACACCGUCUAUGGCAUGGAGCUCAUCCGUCUUACGGUAACGUCAUGGCCUGACGGAGAGCCUCUAAUCGACGUGCUCGUUCGCCCCCUCGGGACCGUCCUUGAUCUGAACACUCGAUUCUCUGGCGUUACUCCGGAUCAGUUCUUCAACGCCCAGCCGUACGAUCCAGCCGACCCUGCCUCGGCGAAUCCAAGGGCAGGUAAUGGUGAGAAGCAGCCGAGUCUUCGAAUAGUUUCGAGUCCGGCUGAAGCUCGCUCGCUCUUCCUUUCUUUCAUUGCGCCUGAAACCCCGGUGCUUGGCCAUGCCUUAGAGAAUGAUUUGAACUCGAUUCGUCUAGUUCACCCCACCAUUGUCGACACGGUUUUGCUCUAUCCAAUUAGAGGAGGUCUGCCGUCACGCCCGGCCCUCAAGGGGCUGGUCAAGGGAUUACUUGGGAGGGACAUUCAGACGGCGGGCGCAGCUGGCCACGACAGCUUGGAGGAUUCACGGGCGACUGGUGAGCUGGUACGGGUCAAAGUCGAGAGGGAGUGGCGGCAGUUGAAGAGCACAGGUUGGACUGCGAGAGAUGAUGGCUUCUACCCGCCACAUCCCGAAGACGGCCAGGAGGGUCCUGCGACAUUGACCCCGAUCAACCCGAAGGCGAUGAGCAAAUCAAAGAAGAGAAAGGGCUCGGCGAGCAACUCGGAAUAA
Molecule: messenger RNA, 1968 nt
Organism: Diplodia corticola
Lineage: Eukaryota; Fungi; Ascomycota; Dothideomycetes; Botryosphaeriales; Botryosphaeriaceae
Product: rna exonuclease
Exons: 1
Coding region: 1-1968 (655 amino acids)
Cellular component (GO): nucleus
Molecular function (GO): nucleic acid binding; exonuclease activity
Source: RefSeq, a predicted model, not a curated record